GAUAAGCGGCUCCCGGUGUUGAAUGAGAAUAGCCAAAGCGGUGGACGAAAAUCCGGAGACGGGCGGCGGUUCGCCUGGUCGCUGCUGCCUUUUGCUGCCUCUUUCCCGGCGCCUGUUCGCUCGUCCCUCAUCAGCAGGAAUGAUAACUUGGGUGAAUGUGACUGAAUAAAGCCACUUCUGCAAAUGUGGGGCAUAAUACCAAUGGUGCGAACAGUAUGGACCUAAUGAACGGACAGACCAGUAAUGUUAAUAUUGUGGCUACUGCUUCAGAGAAGAGUAGCAGCUCAGAGUCAUUAAGUGACAAAGGUUCUACUGAAUUGAAGAAAAGCUUUGAUGCAGUGGUUUUUGAUGUUCUGAAAGUUACACCUGAGGAAUAUGCAGGCCAAAUAACACUCAUGGAUAUUCCUGUAUUUAAAGCUAUUCAACCAGAGGAACUGUCAAGCUGUGGUUGGAAUAAAAAGGAAAAAUACAGUUCAGCACCAAAUGCAGUUGCUUUUACAAGAAGAUUCAACCAUGUAAGUUUUUGGGUUGUUAGAGAGAUUCUUCAUGCACAGACAUUAAAAAUAAGAGCUGAAGUCCUAAGCCACUAUAUUAAAACUGCUAAGAAACUUUAUGAACUAAAUAAUUUACAUGCUCUUAUGGCUGUGGUGUCUGGAUUGCAAAGUGCCCCCAUCUUCAGGUUGACUAAAACAUGGGCGUUACUGAGCCGAAAAGAUAAAGCUUCUUUUGACAAACUGGAAUACGUAAUGAGCAAAGAAGAUAAUUAUAAAAGACUUAGAGACUAUAUUAGUAGUUUGAAGAUGACUCCUUGUAUUCCUUAUUUAGGUAUUUAUCUCUCAGACUUGACGUAUAUUGACUCAGCAUAUCCAUCAACAGGAAGUAUUCUAGAAAAUGAGCAGAGAUCAAACUUAAUGAAUAAUAUCCUUAGAAUAAUUUCAGACUUACAGCAAUCUUGUGAAUAUGAUAUUCCUGUGUUGCCUCAUGUUCAAAAGUACCUGAAUUCUGUUCAGUAUAUAGAGGAACUUCAGAAGUUUGUGGAAGAUGAUAAUUAUAAACUUUCAUUAAAAAUAGAACCUGGGACCAGUACCCCACGUUCCACUGCAUCUCGUGAAGAUUUAGUUGGCGCUGAAGUGGGAGUUUCUCCCCAAACUGUGCGAAAGAAUGCUACAGCUGAAGGCGCAUUGCUACCACCAACUCCUCCAUCUCCUAGAAACCUGAUGCCUCAUGGGCAUAGAAAAUGUCACAGUUUGGGAUACAAUUUCAUUCAUAAAAUGAACACGGCAGAAUUUAAAAGUGCAACAUUCCCAAAUGCAGGACCAAGGCAUCUUUUAGAUGAUAGUGUCAUGGAACCACAUGCCCCAUUGCGGGGGCAGGCGGAGAGCUCCACUCUUUCCAGUGGAAUUUCAAUAGGUAGCAGUGAUGGUUCAGAGCUCAGUGAAGAAACUUCAUGGCCAGCAUUUGAAAGGAACAGAUUGUACCAUUCUCUUGGUCCGGUGACAAGAAUAGCUCGAAAUGGCUAUUGGAGCCACACGAAGGGCAGCAGUUCUGCAGAGUCUGAAGAUUUAGCUGUUCAUUUGUAUCCAGGAGCUGUUACUAUUCAAGGUGUUCUCAGAAGAAAAACUCUGUUGAAAGAGGGGAAGAAACCUACAGUAGCUUCUUGGACAAAAUACUGGGUGGCUUUGUGUGGAACACAGCUUUUCUACUAUGCUGCAAAGUCUUUGAAGGCAACAGAGAGAAAACACUUCAAAUCUACACCAAGUAAGAAUGUGUCAGUUGUGGGUUGGAUGGUUAUGAUGGCUGAUGAUCCAGAUCAUCCGGAUCUUUUCCUACUUACAGAUUCUGAAAAAGGGAAUUCGUAUAAGUUUCAAGCUGGUAACAGAAUGAAUGCAAUGCUGUGGUUCAAGCAUCUGAGUGCUGCCUGCCAAAGCAACAGACAACAGGUUCCUGCCAAUUUGAUGACUUUUGAGUGACAAGCUACUACAGAAUUUGAUCCAGGACACUAUUUUUGAAUGCUCUUUCACAGUUUGAGAAGUCCUGUUGAAGGCAUGCCAGCUGUACUUCUGUGCUAGGGCAAAGAUGGUAAACCUCUGAAGUUCUGAAUAAAAGCACUAAGAUUUCAGGGAAUGGAAUGCAACAUGAACUACCAUGAGACUUGCUGCUACUUAAUAUUCUCUGAACUGAUUUGUGGAAACCACUGCCUUAAAGAAUGAAAGGUUAUCCAACAUGAAACACCAAAUUUGUGUGUGUGUGUGUGUGUGUGU
Messenger RNA from Python bivittatus (Burmese python), 2261 nucleotides. RefSeq names its product Ral GEF with PH domain and SH3 binding motif 2 (gene RALGPS2). Gene Ontology annotation, cellular component: plasma membrane. The record is from RefSeq and is a predicted model, not a curated record. Gene Ontology annotation, biological process: Ras protein signal transduction. Lineage: Eukaryota; Metazoa; Chordata; Lepidosauria; Squamata; Pythonidae. Gene Ontology annotation, molecular function: guanyl-nucleotide exchange factor activity.